GGUUCUUCUGUCUGGAACUAGUGUUCUUUCUCUUGCUGAGGAGACUCUUCCGGAGUUGAUUUUGUGAGGGUUUUUGAGUGGUCGUAAUUCUAGUGAUGGGACAAAAGUUGAAAUAAUUGGUUUUUGUGGAGUAAAUAGUGUUUUUCUUUGGUGACAAAGUCUGAACUGCAGAACAUUAUGCGUUUUUUUUUUGAAAGAAAAAAGUGUGUGAUACCUCUUUUUUCAAGUUCAUCGAGAGUGGUCUGGCGACGAAGUUGCAAGUAUUUCAAAUUCUGCUAGCUAGCCUCAUGUUUGAAGUUGUCGUAGAUCGUGGAUAUCAUUUGCACUACAGUUGAAGUCAUUUUUGCUUUUCCUCUUUGGUGAACCAUCUCUUGGCUCUCAACCUUCAUUGAAAAGAUUUAGAUGUUGGCGAAAGGUUGAUUCGUUGUUCGUGUUUCAUAUAUGUCCCAAAAUAAGGGAAAGGAGGCCAUGGGUUUGGAGGAAAUAGUGAGCUGCCCAAGAUCAAUUCUUGAGAGAAGAAUGAAACCCCAGCCAGAACAAGCUCUAAAAUGCCCCAGAUGUGAUUCCACGAACACCAAGUUCUGCUACUACAACAAUUACAGUCUCUCACAGCCAAGAUACUUCUGCAAGGCCUGCAGGAGGUACUGGACCAAAGGAGGGUCCCUGAGGAAUGUUCCAGUUGGAGGUGGCUGCAGAAAGAACAAGAGACCGACUCCCAAGAAACCACAAGACCCAGUUCAAGUUCAACCCAUUUCAGUUCCCUCUCUCCUGCCCCUUACAUAUGGCCCUCUAUUGGGGAACAACCCACAUGCUGCCCAAGAUCUCUUGGCCAAGCCUGCUGCAAACAAUGGCUUCCUCAGUCAACUUGAUCCGAUCAGAAGUGGUUUCCCAGGAAUGGUCACCGACCUGUCCCUGUACAGCCUUCCGUCUAGUUUCCACAACUCUUGCUCGACAUUCAGCCAUGCGAAUCUUGAAGGAAUGAGCAGCGGAAGCAAUGGCGGCCGGCAGAUGACGAUGCCUGCAGUGGAGAAUUUGGGGGGUUUUAGAGAGGAUCCGAGCUCCAAAUCUAGAGAGGGGGAGGCCAGAGUUUUUGGGGGACAGUGGCAGCAGAAUAGUGGAGGAGAGGGCGCCUUUGAAGAAGGAAAAGAUUAUUGGGGUGCAAUUGGGGCAACAUGGAAUGGGAUGGUGAAUAAUUGUGGACCUUCCUCCCUAAGCCCAUUUAUUUAGCUAGAAGUAUGCAAACUAUGUGAUCUCCUUCUCACCAAGGAAUGAACUACCCAAGUUCCUCCUCAAGGUUUUGUUUCUGUUCUCGAGUUUCGCUUCGUGCAUCUUCACCAAAUUGGCAGUUGAUUUAACCUUGCAACUUGCCUGGAUAGUGUCGAGAGUGUCCAGAAAAGAAAAGUUUACACCUGGUUGCUUCCUUUUCUCUUGAAUUGUGCAUCUUUCUUUCUCCAACUUAUAUAUGACAGAAAACGUUGUGGUUUCUAAGAUCUGUUUUGAUUUUGUGUUGGAUGUGGCAUCAUAUAUGUUAGCUAGUGCAUGUGAAGUCUUGAAUUUUUUCUUA
Nymphaea colorata (pocket water lily) is the source of this 1564-nucleotide messenger RNA. RefSeq names its product dof zinc finger protein DOF2.1-like. The transcript is spliced from 2 exons. Gene Ontology annotation, biological process: regulation of DNA-templated transcription. The coding region runs from base 442 to 1227 and encodes 261 amino acids. Lineage: Eukaryota; Viridiplantae; Streptophyta; Magnoliopsida; Nymphaeales; Nymphaeaceae. Gene Ontology annotation, molecular function: DNA-binding transcription factor activity; DNA binding. The record is from RefSeq and is a predicted model, not a curated record.